GUUUAUUUAUUGGAGGCUUGUACUGUUCCCGGUGCCGACCAGCAGCAGUGAGGAUUUUUCCUCCACAAUCUAAAAGCUCGUAACUAUUGCCACGCAAACACACAAUGGCCGACCAAGGUCAAACGCCACCGAUCACAUCGGCUCCAAAGCGUAGCACUGAUCAUCCCGCCACAAUCGGCAUGCCCACCUUUCAGCACAUGCACGGCGGUUCGGAAUCGUGCAAAAACUCGCCCAAUGUACCCCGGCGACACGAUCCCGCGCACCAUCUACCACACCAUGGUGCCGCCCUGCUGCUACACGAAAGCGGCUCACAGAGCGCCAAAUCGUCUCCGCUUCCGAAUCGCCGGCUGGACAAACUGCAGGGCGUCAUCCGUGAUCAACGAUCGACACCGAUUGCUGGACGGCGUGCGGCCGACGGAAGCGAGAUGGAAGCAUUCGAAUCGCCGCUCGUCUCACGACGCUUUCUUCAGCAGCAGCAGCAACCGUGCGAGUGUGUUGGUGGAGUCACAGCACCACCGGCCAAGCGUCGGGCUGCGUCCGAGUGUAUGUGCAGCACGGGUGUAGCCACCGGUGGUGAGCCACAGUUGAUGCGUAAGCGUGUCGAUUCGGACUGUGGCAGUGCGGGUAGUUGUUUGCGAAAAAACGUGGUGCGUCACAAUUUCGGACUUGCCAGCGGGGCUGGCGUUGGUGGUGGUUUAAGUUCGUGUGAAAAUUCGCCACUUCCGGUGCGUCGUCCGUUUGCUGGGGGUGUUGGUAGUGUUGUCGGUGGUCCAGUGUUUCCCGCGUCGCCAGCAAAAAGUGUACUCGGUGAGCCGGGAGUGUUUUCGUCACCUAUUCAUCGUCCGUACGCCCACCAUCAUGCGGCUGCCGGAGGGUUUCAUGGGCCGGGCAGUGCUAGCCCGGCUAAAAGUGUUAUGGGUGAGCCGGGAGUGUUUUCGUCCCCGGCACGCAGUGUUAUUUGUAGUCCACCCGGUGCGGAUCCAAGAGGUGGUAGUGUGUGUGGUGGGGAUGGGAUGGAAGAUAUGGAUCUCGGUAGUGGUAAUAGUGCCGGUGAUGUGUUGGCAGGUGAUCAGACAAUCGUGUCCGGCUGGCUGAAGUUUCGUGACAACAAAAAGUGGAAAAUUCGAUGGGGAGUCGUAACGAAGCUAUCGCCAGCUGCAGAUUGCCUUCAUCUGCAGCUGUACCGAGACUCGAAGGAUCGCUACAAAAACGGCCAAACAAAGGCAUCGCUCUCGCUGCAGCACUUUCUCGGCGUGGAGUCGGGCUUCACGCUGGACAAGGAGUCCAACACGAUAGCAAUCAUCUGCCAGGAUGUGAUCGUCGUCCUGGCAUUCGAUACCCGCGAAAGACUGAUACAAUGGCAGGUGAAAAUAUCCAACAACCUCGGGGACGAUCUACAGUACCUGGUUCUGGUUUCAUCGGCACCACCAAAAGCGAAACUAUCCACCGGACCCGCCCGUAUGCACAUCCAGGACCAUCGGUUCUGUCUCACAACGGGCGUUCCACCACGGUUGACAGGGUUAUGGCAAAUCGAGCAUUUAAGACGAUACGGUGUGGUGGACAAUCGGUUUUGCUUCGAAGGUGGCUCAAGCUGUGGGAAAGGGGAAGGACUGUACGUUUUUGUGACGGAUUUGGGCGAAGAGAUAACGCACACCUUCAAGCUAGCUUCACAGGGCAAGCUUGCCAAUAAAAAGCGGGCGACUGCGAAGAAAAUUGCAGCACUCGACAGUCCACGCAAGGGUGCGGAAUCACGCUCAACAAACUACAACGACGAAAUCUGUACCGUGCAUAUCGAAAACUCGAACUGCACCUGCCGGAACUCGUACUGGCCGUCGACAGAAUCGCGCGAUCUGGACAGUAACUAUGGUUGUGGUGAUACGGCUUCCGUUUCCGAGUGUCAUGAUAGCAUCAACGAUUUGGAUUCGUUCCCAAGGAACACGGUGGCGAAUCUGGAACGUUGCAUGAGCUGCAUUUCAAAGCUUGGAGCACCUUCAAUGUCACGCAGUUCCACCGUCACUGGAACACCUGGCGCCGUUGCGCCGCUUCCAGCAUGGCACAUGCUAACCGAACACAACAAUCACAUCAACCAAACGCAUAAGCUUCCACCACCACAGCUAGCCCUCGAUCGGAUGUCUCUUUGCUCACAUGGUAGCAGCAAUAACUCCGAGUACUCGAUCCCCAGACAGGCGUGUGGUGCGGGUGAAUCGAGCUGGUACGAAAAGGCUCCCAGCCAAGCGACCGUUUCCAUCUGCAGCCAUCACAAUCGUUCGACGUCUCCGUGCAGUUGCAGCUGUCCCUCGGUGCCCUGUCGUCCACCGAAACCGAGGGACAUUUCACUACACAUCACGGCACCCAUCCAUACAGCCAUCAGUAUGUCCACCGGUAAGACCCCGCAGCAACACAGUGUCGGUCCUUACGAGAACUAUGACAUACCGAAAACCCCAAUCGCCAUCGACGGGUCAUCCUCGACGGGAUGCACACCGGGCGAGAAUUACGAUACGCCGAAAAAAAUACAAGAGUACCUGGCAAAGGAGGGCAAAGACCUGAUGGAUGGUAGUGGUAGCGGUGGCUACGGCAACUACGACAUGCCAAUGUCCCUUACGAAAGCAGUGUGCAGCUGUCUAUCGAGCGGGGGUGAAGCUCCGAUACAACCUCCCAUUAAAGGACCGGAACGGGUAGACUGCACCUGUCAUCGAGUGAUGUCUUGGGCAGACAAUUGGAUCUCUUUGCCGCUGUGUAAGCGUGGCAAUGGUAUCGAAAAUACAACCGUACAGGUGAACAAGGUGAAGCUGAGCGGUGAGGGUAAGAUGCCUGUGAUGGAUGCGAGUGGGGCUGGUGAUGGAAGCGGAGCGAUCUACGCUACCGUUGAUAUGACGAAAAAGAUUCGGAAGAAGUUGGAACAGGCGUGCGCAUGUGAUGAGCCGCUUGUAACGCAACCGCAGGCUAGCGGACCAAAGCAACUUCCAGCUAGCUGUUACGAUAACUACGAAGAUGUGGAGAUCAAACCGGAAGCUGGAGCAAACUAUGCGAACCUUGAGUUUGAACGAUCGCUUGAGAACUAUGAAAAUUCCAAGGAGGUAUUACAGCGAGCAGGGCUGUGCCUAGCCGGGGCUCCGAGUGAUGAAGAAGAACCUCGCGUUUGUCACAAGUGUGGUCAUCCGAGUGCGAAAACACCGGACGCCGAUGAGGACUGCCGACCCGAUGGAGGCGAACAGGCAUCGGCAGACGACAAGCAGGAGAACUACAUGAUGAUGGAACCGGGCAAUAAGAAAUCAAAGUUCCCCGGAUAUAUUCCUAUGUCACCAGCCGCUCCAUCAAGCGUCGGUGGAGUUCCCGAAUCGACCGAUGGAACCGUAUCGCCGACAGCACCACCACUUCCCUCCAAGUCAGACCUUUUGAAGCAACGCAUGAGUCGCAUCAUUGGAGAGAAAUCGGCAAGCAACCCGAGUCUUUGCGGACCGGCGGUGGAUCGCAGUCGGAAGCGGAUAGAUGAUGAAUCACGCGUCCCGGGUAGUGCAAUGCUGCGCGCUACGCUCACAAGUCCUUACGCCCGCAAACAGCUCAUGGACAGCAGUGAUCUGCUUCCGACGUGUGCUGCAGAAAAACGACUCUCGCCACGGAAACGAUCAGCGUCCGCCGAAUCAUCCCGGUUCUUGGACGCGGAAGGUGAAGAAAUCGAAAGUCCACUCAGUGGGACGGCUUCUCCAAGUACUGAAACACUGCUACGAAAGACACCAACCCCAGGCUCAACAACGGCUCUGCGACGAUCUUCAUCUCCCUGCGUGCAUCAGGAGAUGGAGUCAAGUGAGAAGACGGCAGCUGUGGCUGAAGCUGAAGAUGAUUUAUCCGCAUCGACGAAUCCUGCCUCGAGUCAAACCUCUCAAUCUGUUUACAUCCGGCGCUCGGAAAGUGUACCCUGUAAGGCGCAGAACAGGGAUAGCUCAAGUUCGAACGAUUCGGGUGUAUCCACUGGAUCGCUACGGCAACGUGGUACCGAUUUUACCGACUUUGAACUUCCGCUUACCACCGCCAUGUCGGCGAGACGUCAUCAGCGACAUGUACUACCGACACAGAACUGUGUCCAUGCGUCCUUACCACGUCGUUCCAAAUCGUUCGAUCCACUGCGGGAGCUAUCCUUCCAGUUCCAAAAGAUACGCGUCCCGGAAAAAAGCACCUCGGCCGAGGCAGAAGUGCCCGUGUGUCCACCGAAGGCGAAGGAUGUGAUGGCAGGUGCACCCGGGGCACCUUACAUCGAUUCGCGCAGCACCAGCAGCGGUACAUCCGAUAUGUCCGACUACAUCGAGACACUUUCCCUCUCUAGUCACAGUUCCUCCGAUACGCCUGAAGGCAUGAGACACAUCCGGCAAGCAACUUCAACGCUGAGGCCACGGUCCGGCAAAGAGUAUCAAAAUAUCGAUCGCUCGAUACUGUCGCUCACGCAGGCGAGUGCGGACGCAAUCAAGGUGCCAGGUACACCUUCCCAGCUGCGUGGACUGCUCUCGUGUUCGGCCAACUAUGCAAACAUCACGCCCGUGCCGGAGAAUGCCGAAUCGCCUAGCCCCGGCUAUCAGAGUGGCACGUCGCCGCAGGACGCACAGGGUCAGCAUUUUAUGUUUAAGAACUCGUCGUAAAACCAAAA
Molecule: messenger RNA, 4639 nt
Organism: Anopheles maculipalpis
Lineage: Eukaryota; Metazoa; Arthropoda; Insecta; Diptera; Culicidae
Exons: 10
Coding region: 105-4631 (1508 amino acids)
Biological process (GO): positive regulation of protein tyrosine kinase activity; neuromuscular junction development
Molecular function (GO): protein kinase binding
Source: RefSeq, a predicted model, not a curated record